CAAACAUUUUCUUAACGCGGCGACAUAGGGGUCUUAUAAUACGCGCGCCAUCAAUACUACGCCGGAGCGCCAACAGAGAGUGAGACCCAGGAAAAGGGCUCAGAACGAGCGUUUGAAUUGAAGUCUGCGUGCGGUCUGCUGCACAACGGCCUUCGCCAUGGCCGGCAAAGGCGUCAGAUGCCUCAGCGAGGCCAUGAGAACCAUGAGGAUAUCUUUAUCACUAUCGCCAGCCAGACAAUCACUUAACUGGACAAAACCUCUGGCAUCAUCACUGUCGAGCCGGACAAUGGCUACCACUUCCGACCCGACCCCGUUCAAGACCAAGCUGCUCAACGGCAUUACCGGACAAAGCUCAGCAGCGUCAGCGCAACCGAUAUGGACACCCCCCUCGGAAAUUCCAGUCACAAUCUACGACUUCCCGAGCCUCGAGCCCCUUACCCUGGAGGCCUGGCCUACCAAGCACCUUGAUCUCCCUUUUCGCCGCGACCUCCUUCAUCUUGCCGUUACGUACGAGGGUGAUGGAACUAGGCAGGGUACGGCAUCCUCCAAAACGAAGUGGGACGUCCACGGCUCCCAUCGCAAAAUGGCUCCCCAGAAGGGUAUGGGUGCCGCCCGUGUGGGUUGGAAGCAGUCUCCCCUGCGCCGCGGAGGAGGCAAGUCUCACGGCCCGCACCCGCGUGACUUUUCCACGCGAAUGAACCACAAGGUCUACGAUCUGGCCUGGCGCACUGCGCUCUCGUAUCGUUACCGGCGCGGUGAGCUGUUUGUGGUCCGCGACGGAAGUCUCGACAUGCCGCUGCCCGCUGAUUUCCUGACCCUUGCCGCCGAGGGCAGGCUCGGCCGCGAGCUCGAGGACGGCUUCGUCGACCGCAUGGUUCGCGAGACCCUCAACCCUCUAGGAUGGGGCAAGGAAGGUGGCCGCUCUACGUUUGUGGUGGGCUGCGACAAGGCAGGUCGGCCCAACCUGUUUUCCAGUCUUGAGAUUGCCCAGAAGGAGGCGCGUGCCCUUGAGGUCGACGAUGUUGAUGUCAAGGACAUUCUGGAGACGGGCCGGAUCGUGAUUGAGCGACGCGCUCUGAAGAGGCUCAUCAAGGAACAUCAGAGUGAUCUCGUGAGCCGCAUCGUCAUCAACGGCUCCAGGGUCACGGGACCGCUGGCCGGGUCUACCAGAACCUUGGUAGAGUGAAGCGUGGCGUUGUGGUAGCAAUCGGUUGAGAGGGAAGGAAUAAGAAAUCCUCUCACUGGCAACCAAAAACAAACAUGUUGUUUGACGCAUGUAAGAUGUAUGUAUCUGCUUUGUAUGUACAAAUAGUCGGUAGAGUGUGGAAGAAUAUUGUCGGCAGUCCAAGAUUUUGCUGUAUAAAUAUUUGCUGCCUUG
Messenger RNA from Pyricularia grisea, 1378 nucleotides. RefSeq lists its product as uncharacterized. Lineage: Eukaryota; Fungi; Ascomycota; Sordariomycetes; Magnaporthales; Pyriculariaceae. Gene Ontology annotation, molecular function: structural constituent of ribosome. The record is from RefSeq and is a predicted model, not a curated record. Bases 158 to 1186 code for a protein of 342 amino acids. The transcript has 2 exons. Gene Ontology annotation, cellular component: ribosome. Gene Ontology annotation, biological process: translation.